ACGCUCCGCCGCCCGCCGCGUAAACAAGGGCCCGGCGGGGAUGCGGCGGGGCCGGCGCGGCCGCGGGUGAGCGGCUCGGCCUUCCCGGGGGGGCUCUCGCUUCGUCCUUCCCCCCUUCCCUCCUCCUCCUCCCCCGCAGGACGGGGGGCGGCGAGGGCCGUCCAGCCCGCCAUGAACUUGGCCGGGCAGAGCGGCGACGCCGGCAGCGGCCAUCUGCUGUUCGCCAACUUCAACCAGGACAACACAUCCCUUGCAGUUGGCAGUAAAUCAGGCUACAAAUUCUUCUCUCUUUCUUCUGUGGACAAAUUAGAGCAGAUCUAUGAAUGCACUGACACAGAAGACGUGUGCAUCGUGGAGAGGCUCUUCUCCAGCAGCCUGGUGGCCAUAGUCAGCCUUAAAGCUCCACGCAAGCUGAAAGUCUGUCACUUUAAGAAGGGGACAGAGAUUUGCAACUACAGUUACUCCAACACCAUCUUGGCUGUCAAACUCAACAGACAGAGGCUGAUAGUAUGUCUGGAAGAGUCUCUUUAUAUACACAACAUACGAGACAUGAAGGUAUUACAUACAAUCAGGGAGACACCUCCCAAUCCUGCAGGGUUGUGUGCUUUAUCAAUAAACAAUGAUAAUUGCUACCUGGCCUACCCAGGGAGUGCAACUAUUGGAGAAGUACAAGUCUUUGACACCAUCAACCUGAGAGCUGCUAAUAUGAUUCCAGCUCAUGAUAGUCCCUUGGCUGCUUUGGCAUUUGAUGCAAGUGGUACUAAACUUGCCACUGCCUCAGAAAAGGGGACAGUAAUAAGAGUGUUUUCCAUUCCAGAGGGACAGAAACUCUUUGAAUUCCGAAGGGGAGUGAAGAGGUGUGUGAGCAUCUGUUCGUUGGCCUUCAGCAUGGAUGGCAUGUUUCUGUCUGCAUCCAGUAACACGGAGACAGUGCAUAUCUUCAAACUUGAGACUGUGAAAGAAAAACCUCAGGAAGAGCCUACGACCUGGACAGGUUACUUUGGAAAAGUGCUGAUGGCCUCAACAAGCUACCUGCCCUCUCAAGUAACAGAGAUGUUCAACCAGGGUAGAGCCUUUGCCACAGUCCGUCUGCCCUUCUGUGGGCACAAAAACAUCUGUGCACUUGCCACAAUCCAGAAGAUCCCUCGUUUGUUGGUGGGAGCUGCCGAUGGAUAUCUCUACAUGUACAACCUGGACCCCCAGGAAGGAGGCGAGUGCACACUAAUGAAGCAGCACAAGCUCGACGGCAGCAUGGAGCCGGCCAACGAAAUCCUCGAGUCUGCAUCCCACGACCGGCCCUUGGUAGCGCAGACGUACAGUGCCGCUGUGACUAAAGGUACAUAUGUGCCUUCCUCACCCACAAGGCAUGCCUAUACGGAUGACCUGGGUGCUGUGGGUGGAGCUUGCCUGGAAGAUGAAACCAGCUCACUUAGAUUGGAUGAAGACAGUGAGCAUCCCCCCAUGAUCCUUCGGACAGACUAAACUUGGACCUGUGAACUCACUCCUGAAGCAGAGAACACUGGCUUGAUGUUUCUUGAGGAACCUCGUGUUAUGCUGCUAUGAACUUUGACAUGAGUUGGGAGAGAGGAUGACAGACUCUUACAGUUUAAAGUCGUAGCUGUAGUUCUGAUUCUAUACCAUUGGAAAAAUAUAUGGUUUUCAAUUCAGUGGCUUUUAAUCUUGCUUAUCUAUUUUAGCUGUGUCUAUCUUUUUUUUUUUUGUUGCCAAAACCUGCUGUCUGUGCAGCCCUCAGAGCCUACUAGCUUUGCAUGCGUUCAUGUGCCAAGCAAGCAUAGGAGGGGGAGAGAGAGAGAGAAGCCACUUUAUAACAAACUCGAGUUUGUAUUUUUUUUAUAUAUGUACAUAAUAUUUAGCCUAUAUAAAGAAGGAGUAGAGAAGUGGUUCUGGAAGCUGAGACUAGUUCUGCACUGACAAAGGUCCAAAUGGUUCCUGUGCAUGGGCUUGCAGGCAUACCUAGUGACUGACAUGCAACCUUUCAGAUGCAAUGGCCUGUUUUUUUGGGGUUCUCCCUUCCCUUUCCUGGACCAUUUUGUUAAUUAAAAUUCCUUCUGAAUGUUGUGUAUUUGUGGGACUGUUCUGUUUGUUGGGAUGGAAAACUGGAAGUGUUUCCCUGCGUAAGGAUAUAGAAUAUGGAAAGUGCCUUUACAGGGAAGGAAUUGCUGCAGGAAGAAAGCUAGAAUGAGGGAAUAAGUGUUAGAGAAUCUUGUUUGUGCACCUUUAGUACUUGGGUGUCUGUAGUAGUGGCUGAUAAGCUUGUGGGUUUUUUAGAGAAGAACUGGAAUGCACUUUCUUUCUCUCCUGUACAUUGUCCUAUUUUCUUGGCAGAGUAGCAAUAACCUUUUUUUAUACUUUUUUUAAAUUAUCCAAAGCAAGGAUUCUGUCAGGCUGGAGGGAAGUCCCUGUAGAGUUUGGCAGCCCCACUCUAUAAACAGCCUUAAGGUUUUCUGCUGGAAGGCAAAGCUCUCAGUUCCUGCUUCUCCUCAGUCUGGGGCUGAGUGCACUGCUCUAACAGUGAAGGUUCGUGACUUUUUUUCAGGAUACUGAUGUAAAUAUAAAUGAUUUUGAAAUAUUAAUUUUCUUCUGGGUUCUCUUCUGCUGGAUAACAAUACUUUUCUUUUUUGGUGGUUUCUUUUUUCCUCACUUUCCCCUCUCAUCAGAGUACCUGCUGUGAUACACUCAAGGACUGGUUGUCUCUUUGGCAAUUAGGGAAUAAAUCCAUAACUGCCCUGACCCUGGCUAGAGCUUUCCAAGGCUGAGCAGUGCUGCAGACUAUUUUUGGGGUUGUAAAUGUGCCUUCUCUUAAGUCUUGGAUAACAGUUAGUGAGCAAGUGAUUAGCGAAGUACUUGGUGAGUGUUACCUUCCUUUACCAAAACGAGCCUCCCUUGCCUUUUGUGUAGCAAUGUAGGUUGAUUCAUUUCCCUCUAGUGACUGCUUGCAAAGAAGUAAAAAUAAAAACAGACAAGGAAAUUGUAGAUCUUGAAAGGAGGACAGGGGCUGAGUGCUCCAGCUACACGUGAUCUCCCUGCCCAACAGGCAGUGAUGUGCUUUGAGGACUUGGUACCAUUAAUUCUUCUCUUGAGCAGUAGCAGGCGGUUUUGUCCCCAAAGCCUGUGUGGGCAGGGGGGCUUCCCCUGCCUCUAAAGUACAGAAGAAGGUGGUAGCCCCUGCCAGGAGACCUCUCUGUCAGUGAGGCUGCUGUCAGGCUGUGUAAGUGGAAGGGGUUUGUACACAACCGUGUGGGAGAGAAGGGAUCAGGCUUGUUUACUCACUGAAACCCUGGACUGUCCUAAGCAGUUGGUUGGAGUGGCUUGUGGUGUCCCCUCCAGAACCCAGCACAUUCACAGCAAACCCCUGAGUCAUGCUGAAAUCUUGCUUGGUCUCUUGACUGUAAGAUCUGGCUGAUAACUCAAUUCCAUGGUCUGGAGUAAUUUAUUUUCUUUCUUUUUUACUGCAAGUGCUCUCAGCUUUGCUGGGGAGCUCUGAGCUGCAGAGUAAAAUACAAAUCUCAAAUGCAAGCUCAGUGAGCUCUGGCAAAGUGAACCACCCAGGAGCUGUCAGAUGUCUGCUCAUCCCAGACUAAAGCUGGUAACAUUCCUGAUAACAUCCUUGGAGGCUUGGCCUACACUCCACAAGCACAGUUAGCAGUAAACAUGCACCAGCAACACAGAUCUGCUAAGCACACAAGUUUUACAACUCUAGAGUGUAACAAAGGCCAUGUUUCAUAGUCAGAUACCCCCCUAAGUGUAAUUACUGACCUUACUGCUAAAAAUGGGUAAAAUUUAUUGUACGAAUUUUACCCCCUUCUUACCUUUCACACCUUAUUUUCCACAGGUGAGUUUGAGAUCCCAUGUUCACUGUGUUUGUGUCUUCCCUGUGUUCCUGCUCCUGAGCCACACACUGUGGAAUUGCUGUGCCCUACUCGGUUCACUCCUCAGUAGAAGCUGGAAGCCAGUUAAAGUGUCUUGUUGUUGUUGUAACUGGGAGAAUCUUUAGAGAGCAGAAGCAUUAAUAUUCUGGGGUUAGUGACCAGCACAGAGCUAGUAGGGUGGAGCAGGUGGUUUCUGGUCCACACUGGCUGUGUUUUUAAGAGUGGUGGCAGUAGUUUGUCUUGAGUUCAUUGCCUGAGGGUAUAAACUUUUUCUCAGAUAAAAUAUGACUAAUGUAACUUCUCUGUGAUGGCCUUAGGCCCUCAGAAACCACUCUGUUGUGGUGUGCUACCAAAGUUAAAAGCUUUUCAGGUUGGGGGUUCAUCCCAGUGACACAAAGAUGUAUUUUUAUUUUUAUUUUCUUUAAGCAUACCAGAAAUACUGUUUGCAGCUGCAUCCUCACCUGAGUACGGAGCAUGUGAUUGCACUGUCGUUCUCUGUGGAUCAGGAGCUGUCUAAACAUUUCUGUUCUGGUGGUCUCACAGCCCAGGGUAAGCCAAGAAGGCUCUAGCCCUGUGGUGUGGCCAUGAGCUUCUAGUUUAGGAUAUGGGAAUUGUGGCCCCUCUUGAGUUAGACUGACCUUCCUUGGAAGGACAGUGUUUGAUCUGUAUAGCCUGCCUUGAAUCUCUUGAUUCGAGCUGCACUUCUUGAUUGCUUUUAACUCAGUGGAGGGUUGGGGCAGAGAUAACUGAAGCAACCAAAGCUGGGGAGGGGGGAACACUGAAAAACUUGGAAUCCUAAACUCAGGUCUUAACUUGCAGUGGGAUCAGUUCCCAGUGAGUACCGUAGGGAAGGAGCUGUUUCUCUUGAUGUGCAAAUGGCAGUGAGUGCAGGUACUCAGCUGCUGUCUCGACAUCUGCCUGUUUACUCUGUAUUUCAAGUUCUGAGGCAGAAAGCUUUUAUCUGCUCCGCUCUCUUCUUAUGUCGCUGUUUGCAAAAUACGACUGAUAGAUACAAAUCUAGCAGUUAAAAGGCAGGGCCUGGCACAGGAGGAGGAGGAGGAAGUAGAAAGCAUCAAGAGAUUAGUAAAAGCUGUUUGUUCUGAUGCCCUGUUCAACAAGGCAUUGGCACGAGCGCUCCCUCUGGGAUCAGGUGUGUGCUUGUACCUUGUUGCUUCAGGUCCUGCAUGGCGAGUUUCUUUUUUAGAGGUGGUGGCUUUUUUAAGCCUGCCUGAAUGCAAAUAAAUACCUGAGAAGACUUUUAAUGCAGUGGCAGGUGUCUGCCCAGGGGAAGCUCCAUCUGACCUGUGUGUAAUAGUGGGAAGGGAGGAGUGAGCUGAGGAGCCACGGGCUGGGUGAGCAGGUUAGCUCAGAGCCCUGAGCAGAGCGCUCGUUGUUACGUCCCGUGCUGUGCUUUCUUGGCUCCAGCAAUGGCAUUAGCACCAAAGCAACACGCAGUAGGACAGUAGAAUUUCUUUCCCUGUGGGUUGCUGAGCUGUUCAGUACCCCACUGGUGUGUGCAGAUGCUCUGCUGCUGUUUGCAGAGCGGCAGGAGUCUUUGUCCAAAGCGUUGGUGGGGAUUAAUCACUGCAGAGGUUUGGGAAGUUUUUAUUCUGUGCUCCAGCUGUCCUGGCUAACAGUCAACUUUAGUUAACCUGUUAACAUCUGAGAGCAAGGCCUAGUGUCUUCUCCACACGUGCAGAGCAGGCCUUUCUCUUUCUGGAAUCUGCUGCCCCGUGAAAGGCUUGCAAUGAAGAAAGCAUGGCUCUGACUGUAAAUAAAUCCUUUCAGAUUCCAACUGUACAACCAAAGGAAUUCAGCAAAUUCCUAUUUUUCUAAUCAUGACAUGCCUUCGUCUUAAUGCUCUUCCGACUGGCAAAUCUCAUCUCACACCGCUUUGAAAAUAACGGGCAAGAAGUUUUAUCCCUGGCUUGCAAGCGGCUGCCGCUGUGCUCGUUGCAGGUGUCAGUGCUGUGGCUUUGGCCGAGCAGCCGGACCUGCGCUGGCUCCCCUGCACGUGUCCGACCCUGGAGUGGGGAGUUCUUCCUCAACCUGUAGCUCUGGGUUUCUGUGGGGUGUUGACUCGGCCCUGUGUCUACCUGGACCUAUUUGCUCUUGCAUUUGCUCCCUUACGUGGAGAAAACCCCUGCAUCCCGCAGUGCUCACUGACUGUUCGGUAUCUGUGUCGAUAAGUGGAAAAAUCUGUCUUAACAUUCCACCUCACCAAGUGUCUGGCUCUCACUGCUAGCCCGUUGCUCUUUGUAAUUUUAUAACUGCCUAAGAAAUUAAAUCUGUGUUGUGAUAAGUA
This is a messenger RNA of Myiozetetes cayanensis, 6195 nucleotides long. It is a transcript of the gene WIPI2, whose product is annotated as WD repeat domain, phosphoinositide interacting 2. The record is from RefSeq and is a predicted model, not a curated record. The coding region runs from base 172 to 1482 and encodes 436 amino acids. NCBI's taxonomy places the organism in Eukaryota, Metazoa, Chordata, Aves, Passeriformes, Tyrannidae. Gene Ontology annotation, biological process: autophagy of mitochondrion; protein lipidation; nucleophagy. The transcript is spliced from 12 exons. Gene Ontology annotation, molecular function: phosphatidylinositol-3-phosphate binding; phosphatidylinositol-3,5-bisphosphate binding; protein binding. Gene Ontology annotation, cellular component: extrinsic component of membrane; phagophore assembly site membrane; cytosol.